GAAAAAGUUCGCACGAUGAUCGCGGUCUGAAACGUCUGUCAUCGAUCGACGUUGAGUUUGUAAGUUGGAGUGGCUCUUAAUCGACAACGGUCGCACGCAAUCGAUCAAGACGGAGUAGACCAGGAUCAAGAGGAUCCGAUGACGGGGAGGAAGCGGGGGAGACUUCGAAUCUCGAUGGACGAAAAGGGAAGGAUAGGCUGGCAGGAAACUAGGGGUGACGCUUAAUUAAAGCGAUUAGACUUUGGGGUUAAUUGUUCUGGAACGUCAAACUCUUACAUGAUCCGACAUUGGUGCCGCCGCCGCGCUUGUUAUCGUCACAUCCCUUGGCAGGACUGAAAGGGCUAACGAUCCACGACCGGGCCAAUCUGAUGAGCCUCGAAUUGUCGUUGUCGCUUAAGCGAGGCUAACCAGAAAAGAUUGUUUGAUCAAAGACGAGACCUCGGCGUAUAUCCGAAAGUUUUUACGCUUACCGCCUGUUCAUUACGACGCCGUUGGCUUUGACAACUGUUAAGAAUAAAUUUGAUUUUAGUGACAAAACGCUGCCAGUUUUCUGCAAGAAUUUUUUUCAUAGUGAUCUUGCCUGUGUGAUCGCAAUAUUUAAUUUUCUUUUUUUGUUUACUUGUUAUUUUCUCUUGUACCAGUGAUUGAAUCGAAUCGUUAGCAAGCCUCUCGUGGUUUUGCUGUAGCCAUUUUCGAACGCGGGGGCCCGACUUGACGUACUGCGUGAUCGAUAUGAUCUCGAUGAUUGCUCAAUUAGUUUUAAACGUGAGUAAAUAAAGUGUACCGUGAAAGAUUCGUCCGGUUCGGCCGGCAUUUUUUGUGACCGCGCGUGAUUAGUGCGAGGUAUCUCUCUCUGAUCGCCGAGCGGAAACGUGGACCAUUUAGUGUGGGUGAAACACCUUGACGACAGUGCGGGAGCUUAAAAUCUCGUGUCAGGUGCCAUCGGAAAGAAACAGCCAUUGCAAGCUAGUGCGUUCCACUAGGAAUCGAUUAUGCGAGCGAGUAAUCGUGAUGACGAGUGAUUCGCGCGAUCGACGUCUCGUUUGUCCGGAAGCAACCGGUCGAAAUUGACGGAUGGUGCGCUUCCUGAUGUUCGCCGUAAUUGUACGACGGUGGACGGGGUCGAUACGGCCGUAAACCCGAUCAGCUGGAAGGAGAUUCGUAGCCGACUGAGGAUGUCCUCAAAGAGGAAGUCGCCACCAACGAAGCUAUCGGAGGGCGGGGGCGGUGCGGGUACAGUGGCAGGCGCCAACGAGGAGGAGGAGGACACCUCGCCGGUGGCCGGUUCCGGUGGCGAGGCAGCCGUCGUCGUCGGUGAGGAGGGUGCCGCCACCCCCGUCGACAUCGAGGAGUGCUAUUCCCAUCAGAGAGGCGGCGAGUGCGAGUCGUCCGGCUGUUCGUCGCCGGCGACGACCAGCGAGCCGGAUCUGCGCGACUCGCCGUCGCCCUCGUUGAAUUCCCUGCGUACAGCCAAGCGGCAGAGGCUGCUGUUCCUAUCGAGCCAGGAGACCCUCGCGCCUUACCACCACCCCCAUCAUCAUCACCAUCACCACCACCAUCACCAUCACCACACGAACACGUCGUCGUCGUCGGGCGGUGUAUUGGAACCGGCGAGUUCCUCGGAGUGCGGCUCGCCACCUACCCUCCUCUCCGUCGACUCCUACUACCCUCAUCAUCCUCAUCACAACAACAACAAUAACACCGUCACGCAAAACAACAAUAACAACAACAACAACAACAACGGCAGCGGCACCGUCGCCGCGGGCAGCAAGAGAUCCAUGGACGACGUUCUCAAAAGAUUAACGUGCAAGAUGAACAGCGAGUCCUUGUCUAUCCAGGACGACACCACCAAUACCAGGCGGACGUCACCGCCGCUGUCUUCCACACCAACUGGCCACAAUGCGCAUAGUGGAGGUACGACCACCGUGGCAAAUAACGUGGCUCUCUCACCCCCGGAUGCCGGAAGGAUACCAAACACGGACGCGCAGGUACAACAGGACGGCGUAGCGGCCCUUCAUAGGGUCCUAUGCGCCGAGAGUUUCGCCGAGAAGGAGCGUCAACUAUCGGAGAUGAUCCUACAGCUGCAAUUGAUCAGAGAGCAAUUGCUGCAACAACAGGAUCAGUCAAAGUCGUAUCCCGCUCACAUGACGGUUGACUCGCAGAAGCAAAUCGAGAUGCAGCGGCUGCAAACGGAGCACUUGAAGCGGCAGCAAGAGCACAUCAUGCAGCACAACAUCCAGGAGUUGCAGGCUCAGAUGACAAAGAGCCAGCUGAGUAUGUCGGGGCCGCAGUCGUUGAUGUUCCUGCCGUUUCUCGAGCAGCUCAGAGGGCUGCCCGUGCAGUCGCCCAUGCCUCCGCCGCCGGCCACAUCGACCGCCACGACCGGCAACAAGCACAUCAACUCCAUCGCCAAUAUGAUCAGCAGUCAUCGGGAAGGCCCGAGCUGGGCGACCGCGCAUCUCGCGCAAAUAACGACGCAAAUGGAGAAGGAAUCAUCGUCACCGGCGCCGAUCUCAUCCGCCGUAGCGCCGACGGCCCCGCCUCUUCAGGAUCUCGACGCCCCGCUGAACCUCACGAAGCCGAAAUCCACGUCCUCAGGCGCCACGGCAUCUUCCUCGCCCGGCAGUGACUCGCACUCGACCGGCGCCGGAAGCAGUGGUCAGCAGGAGCAACCGUUGGCGGCAACCGCGCCCAAGCUCUUCCCGCCAGGAUUACCGAUACCGCGGAAUUACCUGCCGACGCUUCCUUACGCCGGCCUGCCGCCACAUCUCAGCUCUCUAUCUUCGCCGAUGGGCAAGGUAAUGGCCAAAGACGAGGCCGGCGGACCGGGAGGAGCCGUAGCGGCUGCUGCGGUCGCGGCCGUGGAAAAGCACUUCGCGAUGCACGGACUCUACGGAUUGCCACCGAGUGCAGGUGCGAUGCCACCGUCAGCCCAGACUCAAAGACCGAUCAAGCAUUCUAGCUCCCGGGAGGAAACACCUCAAGAGGAGCAAGACUUUCUCUCGACACCUCACAUGUGGCGAGAUCCGGCAUAUAAAGUAGCGGAAGACAUAACGGAAAAAGCUAAAAUGGUGAGGCAGCAGAAAAGGGAGGGUGAGAACAAGCCACAUAUCAAGCGACCUAUGAACGCAUUCAUGGUGUGGGCCAAGGAUGAACGUAGAAAGAUCUUGAAAGCCUGUCCAGACAUGCACAAUUCCAACAUAUCGAAAAUUCUUGGUGCGCGAUGGAAGUCGAUGUCGAACUCGGAGAAGCAGCCGUAUUACGAGGAACAGUCUCGGCUAUCCAAGCUGCACAUGGAGAAACAUCCGGACUAUAGGUAUCGGCCGCGGCCGAAACGCACGUGCAUCGUAGACGGCAAGAAGAUGCGCAUCUCCGAGUACAAGUCGCUGAUGCGGCAGCGACGGCAGGAGAUGCGGCAGCUGUGGUGUCGCGACGGUGGUACCGAGAUGAACUUCUUGUCGCCGGUAAGCGCCGAUCUGGGCGGCUCGCAGCAUCAUCCAGGCUCAGGCGCCGGUCCGUCCGCGCGGCCGUCGGUCUCGCCGCCGGCAACGAUGCUGAACGGCGGUGGCGGCGCCGGACCGAGCUCAGACCAUCCCUCGUUCUAUUAUUCACAGGACAGCAGCCUCUCGCCGUGCACGGAUAUGAUGAACUUCUCGCCCGAGAAUUCCGGCUCGAUCGGCGGCUAUGACGCGAGUCCGCGGCACCACGACGAGGAUUGAACCGUGGCUCCGGGUCAGCCACUUUGGCCACCCGGAGCGUCAUCGUCAUCGUCAUCAUCGUCAGUAGCGGCGGCAGCGGCAGCCGCGGCGGCCGCAGCAGCGGCGUCCACGUCGAGGCUCGCUCAUGAGCUCUUCUGGUAAUCGGAAUCGUCCGCCUUGACGCGACACGUUGUGUCUUGAGUCUCACGCGUGGCGUAGGCUGCGUGCAGAAGGGAUUGCAAGCACGCGUUCGAGUCGCACUUCGUCUUGCGACGAAGCGAACACAGGAAGAGAACACUAUUCUUUAGUGGAAGAGGAGUCGGGUGUCUCGAAACCUCGCCGGAGGUUGUGAUAUAACAUUCUAUAUUUGUGCCAUCGUACACAAAACGCGCGAAGGACCUAUCCGCGAAGCAAAGGAGAGAGCGAGCGUGUCCAUCUGCUUGAAUCCAAAUGUCGCUCGAUCAUCGGUUAUUCUCGUUUUUCAAUAUUAAUUAUUGAAGAAAUUUUAUAUUUUCACAGUGCAAUCUUUAUGUUAAUCCGAUUCGAUUCAGGUACAUAUAUACCUACAUGGAUACAGCGUUUCGAACGAUACAAGCGAUUUAUCAUGAUGCGUCAGCGUGUUGGCAAUAUGAUGCACGGAUUCGUCGAAUAUUCUAACGACGUUGUUUGAUAUCAAAAGUUUGCAGCAACCGAUUAAAUUAAAUUUUUUAAGCAUUGAUCAAUGUCCGACGUUUAUUUUGGACAUUAAUUUGUGUUCAAUUUUCCAUUGUUGUGCAAUACGAUAUUAUUUUCAGGCAGUUUGUAUCGAGGCCGAUGUUUCAUUCAUUUGCAUAUAAUAUGGCGGCCGCAGUAAAUUUUCUGCGUAAGAUGCUUCUUUUAUUUCUUGUUGAAUUUUCAGCAAAGUAAUCUUUCCAAUGUGUUCUAAACUCGGUCUAAAUUGAAAUAGCACAAACGACGCUCUAAUCUGUCAGACAUUAAAUGCUUUUUGUUUGGUAAAUUUUUUUUUAUACGAGCGACGACGGAGGAUGGCGUUUCUUGCGCACGUCGACGAAAUUUCCUGCAUUCUCCUGCAUCGUAAUCAAAACUGCAGUCCACAUGAAACUCACGAUAGACUUUCAAUCAUCGGUAGCUAACGUGUAGAGGUAUGAUUAAUCGACGUUGAACCAGCGGUCAAAACCCGACGCUCGUUGCAUUCUCAAUCUUGCAUUCAAUGUACACGCGCAAAGUGAGGCGAGUGAUACGAGGGCAUGCGUGCAUUCGUAUAAUUUUUAUAAAAAAAAGAAAAAAACAAUCGCGUGCUACCUCGGCGCGCCGACUCGGAUGCGCAACUACUCGUGCUUCAUUGGACUUUAGAUACGCAGCGAUAUCACGUACACUUUGCGACACGAUGCAUGGCCAAAAAGUCUUGUUCCUAUUCCUUCUAGUGUGUGUGUGUGUGUGUCUAACGAUACGCCAUUCCGAUCGAUCGUAUCGAGAAAAAGAAAGAAAAAAAAAAAAAGUAAAAAAACUGAUCUAUCAACAAAAUAACAUCUCCCACAACAAUCGUGUGCGUCCGAGCGUGUAGACACGCAUGUGGCAAUCUUACUUGCGACCGCCAGUCAGUUGUCUAAAUGUACCAUCGUAUAUAAAACGGCCACGUUCGAUGUGCUGAACGAAAGGUACGGAAACCGAGUGAGAAGAAACUAAAUGAUAAUCGCUCGCGCGAUUAAUCCCGGUGCGUGACGGCUUCGUUUAAUAUAGAUGCUUAGUACUUAUAGUAUUUUCAUCGUUAAUUUAUUGACCCUAAUAUAAAACGGCGAUAACCGAGACAGGUAAUAGUUGACUGAGUAGCGGGGGAGGAGAGGGCGAGAAAGCUAUAAAAAAUAAAGACGGACAUGAGAAUUAGCGGAACGUCGAUAAAUUAGUACAACGUUACAGUAAAAUCGCGGAUGGGAUUAGCGUUAUGUGAAAGAUUAGUGCACGUCGGCGAUAUAAUUGUCACGCGCGACACGUCGCGUUUGUUACGAUGCAAUGCAGUGCGAUGGGGUGCGAUGCAAUUGUGUGUGUUACGUUAUGUUUUUUCGAAACUGCCUGAAUUCUGUUCGUAAAUGAGGGGUGAAUAUAGGGAACGAGGUUUAUGGGGGAAGUAAUUACGGCCUCAUAUAAGCCGAUGCAAAAGACGGAAACGAUUGUACUAGACUAGGCAAGCAUAUAGUUCACGGGACGAUCGAACAAGGGCGGUGUAAUGAUUUGGAGCUCGAUGUGAUAAUACUUAUGUGCCAAAUAGCGUUUUUUCGCGGGCGGGGGUUAAUCAAAAAGACCUCUAGUUCCGAGUCGGCUCGUUGGCUCGACGUGAAACGAAUUUUUAGCGUCUCCUCUUUUUUUUCACGUGUUUUUUUUUUCUUUUUGUUAUUUAUAAUCAGUGCAAUUACAUACACACGGUACCUAAUAUAAUUUUAUAAAGAGAGCCAGUAUCCUCGAUAUAUUCUGCACCCAUUUCGUUGGGGCUCGACCGGCGUCAGAUUAGGAUUAGCUUAAUGUUGAUAAUAAUUUAUUUUAUGUAUAUAAUGGAUUUGUACAAUGUGUCGGGGGAUAAUCAUUGAUCACGCGGUCCGACACAAGCGUCAAUAUUAUUAAUGUACAGUGUAACUAUAUUGUGAUGUAUCUACGUAGCUACAUUAUAUAUGUAAUUAUUCGAAGUAUGUAGAUUAAUAAUGUUAAACGCGA
Linepithema humile (Argentine ant) is the source of this 6404-nucleotide messenger RNA. It is a transcript of the gene Sox102F, whose product is annotated as transcription factor Sox102F. Gene Ontology annotation, cellular component: nucleus. Gene Ontology annotation, molecular function: DNA-binding transcription factor activity, RNA polymerase II-specific; RNA polymerase II cis-regulatory region sequence-specific DNA binding. The record is from RefSeq and is a predicted model, not a curated record. NCBI's taxonomy places the organism in Eukaryota, Metazoa, Arthropoda, Insecta, Hymenoptera, Formicidae. Gene Ontology annotation, biological process: regulation of transcription by RNA polymerase II; cell fate commitment.